CUUGCGGUGUGGUCCCUCCAUCCUUUGGGGCGAAACAGCUGUACCAUUCAAGGACCCAAAGCGAGAAGCUGGGUACAAUCCGACUGAAUAAUCCUCUCUCACUCUGGGAACUGAGAUGGAUAAAGGGGCUGUCGGUAUCAUUCACCGAGCUCGCCUUUCCUUCUGAGAGUCAAGAGGUCUCGAACGUGAAAUGUCAGCGUACGCUCACCUAUCGCGCACGAAAAACGUAAAGGGUCUUCUCCCUGUUUACGGUUGGUUUACGGCCUCUUUCGAGACAUGGAAGGAGGGCCGUUAAUGCUCAUCCUCCCAUUUGGUGGUGUGUCGCUUUUCGACCGAGGGGUGGAACAACCUGGUAACCGAGUAACGGUUUCCGAAUCUGAACGUAUUCAUGAUGGCGGGGUUCGUCAUCGUGAUAUUCGUACCCCAAACAUGCUGGUCAACGGACCGGAUGUAUAUUUUAUUGACUUUGAUCAAGCUUUGCUGAGAAGCCCUAGUGAGGGAAGAGGGGAGGAGAUGGCUGAUUUAGAGGACCUCACUGGUGCCGAACCGGAAGACUCUCGGUCAUAAAGAUCGCUCACAAGCUCCCCUACCAUAUGAUACCUUCGUUUUCUGUAUUAUGACCGACACCCGCCUUCCUUCUUUGCCGUACUCAUUUUUGUACCCGUUGUACACUUACAUGGUAUUGCAAUAUUUACCCAUCCAUUUAGAGAUGUACG
Messenger RNA from Laccaria bicolor S238N-H82, 716 nucleotides. RefSeq lists its product as uncharacterized. The transcript has 3 exons. Bases 277 to 567 code for a protein of 96 amino acids. The record is from RefSeq and is a predicted model, not a curated record. Lineage: Eukaryota; Fungi; Basidiomycota; Agaricomycetes; Agaricales; Hydnangiaceae.